Messenger RNA from Beta vulgaris subsp. vulgaris (sugar beet), 1954 nucleotides. Its product is annotated as ent-kaurenoic acid oxidase 2. The transcript has 8 exons. NCBI's taxonomy places the organism in Eukaryota, Viridiplantae, Streptophyta, Magnoliopsida, Caryophyllales, Amaranthaceae. The coding region runs from base 273 to 1739 and encodes 488 amino acids. Gene Ontology annotation, biological process: sterol metabolic process; multicellular organism development; brassinosteroid homeostasis. Gene Ontology annotation, molecular function: heme binding; ent-kaurenoic acid monooxygenase activity; iron ion binding. Gene Ontology annotation, cellular component: endoplasmic reticulum. The record is from RefSeq and is a predicted model, not a curated record.
GCCAAAAGACAUGUAUCAACUAGAAAAGGAAAGAGAUAAAAACAAAUGAACCUAGAAAUCGUGUUCCAAAUGGAAACAACAGUCCAUAGAGGUGCAGAGACAACUGUUUAAAUAUAAAUGUAUGUAAAACUGCAAAACCAAACAAAACCCCAAGUUAAAGUUUUGUUCAUCAUCAAUAUAAACCAAAUCACCCCUAUAAACUACAAGUUUGUACAUUGUACAUUUGUACUUGCUUUUGUAUUGUGUGUCUUUUGGUUUUGUGUAAGUGAAAGAUGGAAUUCAUCUUUGUUUGUCAGGUGACAAUCUUCAUAAUGGUGUUUAUUUGGGUACUACAUUUGGUGCUUAGAAGAGUAAACAUUUGGGUGUAUGAAUCUAAACUUGGGGAAAAGAGACAUAGUUUACCCCCAGGUGACUUUGGCUUGCCUUUUGUAGGCAACAUGUGGUCUUUUCUUAGAGCCUUCAAGUCCUCUAAUCCUGACUCCUUCCUCAAUUCAUUUGUCAGCAGAUUUGGCAAAACAGGACUUUACAAAGCGUUCAUGUUUGGGAGUCCAAGUAUAAUAGUGACCACACCUGAAAUGUGCAGAAAAGUGUUAAAUGAUGAUGAACAUUUCAAGCCUGGUUGGCCUCUUUCAACUACAGAGUUGAUUGGUAGGAAAUCCUUCGUCGCCAUCCCCUAUGAAGAGCAUAAGCGUCUAAGAAGGUUAACUUCAACUCCUAUCAAUGGACAUGAAGCACUAUCAAAUUACAUAGAAUAUAUUGAAGAUAUUUCAAAAACUACUCUGCAUAAAAUGAGCAUAAUGGGAGAAAUUGAGUUUCUAACUCAGCUUAGGAAGUUAACUUUCCGUAUAAUCAUGUACAUUUUUCUGAGCUCAGAGAGUGAGCCUGUAAUGGAGGCUCUAGAAAGAGAGUAUACAACACUAAAUCAUGGUGUUAGAGCUAUGGCUAUCAAUAUCCCUGGAUUUGCUUACCAUAAGGCACUUAAGGCUCGGAAGAAACUUGUGGCAGUUUUCCAAAGUGUAAUCGAUGAACGAAGGGCACUAAAAAGAAAUGGUGUUGCUGUCAAAGCUAAGAAAGAUAUGAUGGAUGCAUUACUUGAAGUUGAAGAUGAUAAUGGGAGAAAAUUGACUGAUGAGGAGAUUAUAGAUCUUUUAGUGAUGUACUUGAAUGCAGGACAUGAAUCAUCUGCUCAUACCAUAAUGUGGGCUACUGUCUUAUUACAGCAACACCCUGAAUUUUUACAGAAAGCUAAGGCAGAGCAAGAAGAGAUUGUAAAGAACAGACCAGUUGGACAAAAAGGACUGACACUGAAAGAAACCAGAAAAAUGACUUAUCUUUCUGAGGUCAUUGAUGAAACACUUAGGUGGGUAACUUUCUCAUUCGUCGUCUUUCGAGAGGCAAUAUCAGAUGUCAAUAUUAAUGGUUAUACAAUUCCUAAAGGGUGGAAAGUGUUGACAUGGUUUAGGACUUGUCAUCUAGAUCCUGAAGUCUGGCCUGAACCUAUGAAGUUCAAUCCUUCUAGAUGGAAAAACCUUGUUCCAAAGGCAGGAACUUUCCUUCCCUUUGGUGCCGGGAGUAGGUUGUGUCCAGGAAAUGAUCUCGCGAAAUUAGAAAUUUCAAUUUUUCUCCAUUAUUUUCUCCUCAACUACAGGCUGGAGAGAGUAAAUCCUGAGUGCACUAUGCAAUUCUUGCCACAUAGAAGACCAAAAGAUAACUGCUUGGCAACAAUCACAAGGAUCUGAACUUAGUUAUGUUUCAAGAUUUGCAGACAAAUAGAGCAAGGAGCUUUAGUACACAUUAUUGCAAAUGAUGCUCAGGCUUAAAAUUUUUGGUUAUGUAUUUAUAAUUUGCUCGUCUUUCUUGUCACAGUAAGAAUAUUGCAUAAGUGGGCAAACUGCACAAUAACCAUUGUUGCACAUCAAGUUCACACAAUAUUAUCUGUUCAUGUUUUGCUUAA